AUGGCCCGACAUCCCUCCAGAAGACGCUCAUCGGUAGAGAUGUCGAAACUUUCCGCCAGCCUCAAGGCAUUAAUCAAUGCCCCCGCCGCCCGUCCAUCCACCGUCCCCGCCCCAGCCAACAUAACCUCGGUCUACCAGAAGAUCCAGCAGACCGCGCAAGCGAAACAGAUCUCGCAGCCAUCAUGGGUCGCACUAUCCACCGCAGCAACAAUGACAAUGAACUCCCCGGAAUCCCUAACAGCGCUGUACAACCUAGCGAGCACAACAACACCAACCCAAUCCCUCGAAACAGCCGAAUUAAUGCGCGAAGUCGGACUGAAAUGCAUCUCCUUCAACGGCAUCCCUAGAACGAUCAACUGCCUCGGCUCCUUCCGCGCAAGCCUCCCAGAGUCAAUAACGGCAAAGUUAACUCGCACCCCAACACGCGCACCGACACCCGAUAACAUUUCCGGGAUAAGCGCACGCGGCCACGCGCUUUGGGAUUCGAUCUACAGACCCUUCGAGACGAAGUUGUAUGAUAAGCUCGCUGAAUCGCACCCCGAUUUGCCGGUUCAUAUCUUGCAUGCCAACUAUGGGGCUUUGCUUUCUGAUCCCGUGCGUGAGAGGCUUGGGGGCACUUCCGCGGGUCGGGUUUUGACUUCUAUUGUUGCUGUUGCUUGUUUGAGGGCUCAGAGUGGGGUUGGGCCUCAGGUUACUUCGCACGUUUUUGGUCUGAGGAAGGCGAUUGAGGAUGGGUCUUGGGUUGGGGAUGUUGAGGGGGAGACUGGGGCUAAGUGGUUGGCGAGUGAUGAGGGGAAUUUGUGGAUUUUAGAAAGUGUUGAUGCUAUUGUGGGUGCUAUUGGGCGAGGAGAGGGCUCGAAUUUCGCUCCUGGGCGGGCGAAGUUGUAG
Molecule: messenger RNA, 888 nt
Organism: Penicillium nucicola
Lineage: Eukaryota; Fungi; Ascomycota; Eurotiomycetes; Eurotiales; Aspergillaceae
Exons: 2
Coding region: 1-888 (295 amino acids)
Source: RefSeq, a predicted model, not a curated record